AUGUCGUCGUACAUCUACUUCCGAGUCACGGGCAAUGUCCAGGGUGUGAUGUUCCGCAAGAGUACGCUGCAGCAGGCGCACGAUCUCAACUUGCGUGGCUGGGUCCGUAACGAGCCCGAUGGCUCGGUGUCGGGCGAAGCUGCCGGCCCGACUGAGCAUGUCCAGCGUCUUCGUGACUACCUGCAUGUCGGCCCACGCCAGGCUCAGGUGGAGAACGUCGAUGUGAUGUUCAUCAAGCACCAUGAUAUUAGCACGUCAACCUUGCCCAUGCCGUUCGAGAUUCGCUCGUAA
Malassezia pachydermatis is the source of this 291-nucleotide messenger RNA. Its product is annotated as acylphosphatase. Gene Ontology annotation, molecular function: acylphosphatase activity. Lineage: Eukaryota; Fungi; Basidiomycota; Malasseziomycetes; Malasseziales; Malasseziaceae. The transcript is spliced from 3 exons. The record is from RefSeq and is a predicted model, not a curated record. The coding region runs from base 1 to 291 and encodes 96 amino acids.